AUGUCAUUUAAGGGUUUACAAAAAAAACUUAAUUUGAAAUUAAAAAAUAAUGAAAAACGACAGCAACAAGAUACUCGCAGUAAUAAUGCUGUUGUUGAAACUGAAAGAAGGGUUGUUGAUAUUUUACCAUCUUAUCAAUUCUACAAUGAAUUACAUAGACAUAUUCCAACUAGAGGUAAUUCAGGUGAAAAUACCAUCGAUAUGACCACCAAUAUUAAUAAUACAAUAAACAACACUAACAACAGUAGCAAUAACCAAGACUUGUUUUUUUUACCUAGCUAUGAGGCUUCCAUAGUUUCAUUACCUUCAAAUGAUUCCAAUUGUAUUUCUAAUGCUACUGUGUCAAGUAAUGGAAAUAUUACUGCCAUUACUACCACUACUGAUAAUAAUAAUAAUAAUAAUAAUAAUAAUAGUAGUAGUAAUGGCAGUAGUAGUAGUCUGCGCCAUUCUAAUUGUUCUGUUUCUCCGAUGGAAAAUAUUAAUGUUGAUAAAAUUUAUUCGAUGAAUAAUAUCAACUCACAAAUUGAAAUAACUGUUCAUAUCACAUCAAGUAAUGAUGAAAAUAAUAGACAUCCUAAUAGUACCCCUAAUAAUACUGAUAUUUUGAAGGAGUAUCAUUCUAAUGAAUUAAUUACUGGUUACGUAAUCAUCGAAAACAAGUCUAAAUCGCCCAUUUCCUUUGAAAUGUUUUAUUUAACAUUGGAAGGUUAUAAUAGGGUAUUUGAUAAAAAAUUAAAUAAGAAAUCAACCAAGAGAUUUUUACGUAUGGUUGAUAUGAGUGCUAGUUGGUCUGAAGUUGACGAGGAGUUGACAUCAGGAUAUAAAUACGGGUUAAAUUCCAUUGAUAAAGAUGGUUGCAUCCUGGGACUGCCGAAAGAUAGAUGUUUGAAGCCAAGCAAUUCUUUAAUGGGUGUUAUGGGAAAAACUGUUAAGUAUAAGAAACAUUUUAUGUUCAAAGUGCCUGAUAAAUUACUAGAUGUUAAUUGUCCGCAGGACAACUACAAUCAUUUGGUGGUUCCUCCGAGUUUUGGUGUUGAUAAGAUCAUCUGGAGAAGUGAUCGUUUGUUGCCAUUAAAAGUCAAUAGCAAAACUGGUGUUGGUCAUUUGAGCAGAUUUGGUUCGCCGGUCAUUACUAAUGAUUUAGCCCCAUCAAAUUGUUCCAUUCAUUAUAGUAUUGACUCUAAAUUUAUUGGGCUAGCUGCUUCCGGAAAUGAAUUUUGCAUCUUAAAAGAAUCAUCUUAUCAAUUAAGGUUCGUUCCAGACAGUCUGGUUUCUGACAAUAGUAUUACAACUCUUUGUAAUAGUGUUCCAGCAAAAUUUGGAGGUAAUUCUUACUAUGAUAUUUUUAACAAAUUGAAAUUUGUUAUCGUCAGUGAAACAGAUGAUAGCAUGUCUAAUCUUAAUUUCUCUGAAGGUGAACAUAAAAGUUUUGAAUAUAGUAAUGCGUUAAAAUAUUGUAUUGUGAAUAAUAGUACCAAUUAUUCUGGUAUGAUUCACAUGACUGUUACUUAUCCUAGUAGUGGUAAUAACAAUAGUAAUACUGUCUCUUAUUACGAACCUUCUGUAUUGAGAAAAAUUAAUCAUAGUUUGGAACAACAACGUUCGAUGGUUCAUAUAAAUCAAAAGUUAGGAAUAUAUUUAAAAAAUACUAUUAUUGACAAUAAAUUGUGUCCAACUUCUCCCAUUACGAUAAAGUCUGUGGAUUUCAAACUAGUGGUUAUUAACUAUUGUUCUCUAUCACCAAUUAACUUCAAUGUGGAUCCAUUGAUGCUGAUCAGUUUCAAACAAGAGGGAAGUUAUUUAGAUAAACUCAAACAGAUAAUAAAUGAGUUUGAUGAUAAAUACAAGGAUAUUUUGAAAGUAUCUAAAGGUGAUUUGGAAACUUUAGCCGAUUUGAAUGUAGAAAUACAUAUACUAAAUGACAUUUUUAAAAUCAAUCAGGAAAAAAACAGGAAUUGGAAAGAAGCUAAGAUUGUUGGUCUCGGAAACAAUAAUACUUUUGAAUUUGAUGUGAGCUUUGAUUAUUUGGAUUCGAAUAAAUACACUUUGGUACCAGAGUUUCAAAGUUGUUUAUGUGGUAGACUUUAUUGUGUUCGUGUUGAAAUUGAUUUUAAUACUGAUGCAAACACUGAAUUUGUUGCAAAGCAACGACUCUCUGUUGAUGUACCACUUCAUCUGAAGACCCCUGUUUCUUUAUCAUCAUUGGCUUAA
Saccharomycodes ludwigii is the source of this 2211-nucleotide messenger RNA. RefSeq lists its product as uncharacterized. The transcript has a single exon. Gene Ontology annotation, cellular component: ubiquitin ligase complex. Bases 1 to 2211 code for a protein of 736 amino acids. The record is from RefSeq and is a predicted model, not a curated record. Gene Ontology annotation, molecular function: ubiquitin-ubiquitin ligase activity. NCBI's taxonomy places the organism in Eukaryota, Fungi, Ascomycota, Saccharomycetes, Saccharomycodales, Saccharomycodaceae. Gene Ontology annotation, biological process: protein monoubiquitination; protein polyubiquitination.